GGAUGACCAGUUCGUCCUCCAACUCCUCUCUCCUCUCCGUUAGGCGCCGUUUCGGUUGUGUCUCUUCACUAGCAGGACCUGCGUAAAUACAGAAAUCGGGAAAAGCAGCACCGCCCUUCUGGGCCCAGUCGAGAUGAAGAUUCAAACAAACAAGAAAAGGGGUUUCUUUUUCCUUUUGCUCAAGGAUUAUUUGCUGCUCCGUGUCUUCCCUCUGUGCCACCUAACGGGUGUAUUCGAGUUCUGAAAUAGUCUCUUUGCUUUAGCCACCUGAUGAAGAAUUGACUUCUUGAUUCAUAAGGUUAUUGCUAUAAUUCACUGAACAUGGAGAAGAUAUCAUCUGACUGUCCGUACCCAGGAUGCUUUUUUUGUGUCAUGAAGGAAGGGAAUCCCAGCAAGCGGAGGGCAAGCAUACUAAAAUUCUUUAGAGAACUUCCAUCACAAGAUGACGAUGGUCAGGUUCUUCCCAUCAGUGGUCUUUGGAACACAGCAAUGGCACAUCCAAAUGACCCUGAAUUCAUAGAGUUGGGAAUAUUUGAAUGCAUGGCAACUUUGAUAUGGAAAGGACUGAAGAAUCGGCGCUGGCUGUCUUAUGACCAGAAUAUAUACAUUCCGUAUUAUGCUGCUCACAUUAUUGGUUCCUACACGAUGAAUAUGGAAGAAUUUGCAGAAAGUGCUGUACAUGCUGGGGUGAUUGCCCCAUUAGUCGAACUUUUGAGUGGUAGGUUAACUUGGGUUGAGCAGAGGGUAGCUGUUCGAGCUUUGGGGCACUUGGCUACAUAUGCUACGACUUUUCCUGCUGUAUCAAGUCAUGGUGAAAUUCUUGAGCUCUCCAUCCAAUUAGCAAUGAGUUCUCUUGAAAUAGUGUAUUCGCAUUUCUAUCAAUUUGUUGAUAGAAGGCUGAGUUACCACUGUGAUCUGCUCACCCGUGGCAUGGGCGGAGUUGAAAUGGAAUCCAGGAAGGCUGAGGAAUGGGCAAGUCAGUUGCAAUGUUGGUCUCUUCAGCUCAUUAAUUGCUUUGCUUUUAAACCUGAAUUUCUUCCCACCAUAUGCAAACCGGAAUUUCUCAUAAAACUACCUGGCAUGUGGGGCGGACUUGUUAAUGAAAAUUCACCAGCUGGUAUUGGUUUAUUAAGAACAAUUUGUCAUCACAAGCUUGGUAGGGGACCUGUUGCCAACUGCCCAGGUAUCAUUGAAGCAUUGUGUAAUAUUGCUUGCUCAUCAGAUGAUUGGCAGUAUAUGGCUAUUGAUUGUCUUCUAUGGCUGCUUCAAGAUCCCAAUACAUGCCACAAGGUGAUUGAUAAAGUCGUGCCAGCAUUGGUAGACCUUGCAGAAAUUACAACUCUGGGUGAUCACAAGAAGCUUGGUGAUUCCAUUGUUAAUGUUCUUCAGGAUUGCUUGGAAUCACAAGGAUCAGGAAGAGGCUCAGUUAGUAGCCGCACUAAAGAACAAAUUGAGGAGCUACUAAAUUCAAAACAGAGAUUAAAAUGGGAAAAAAAUAUGCCCAAGGAAGAUCUACAUAUUAAGCAGGCCGCAGCACUAGUGGUCAAGCUAGAAGGGAAUUCUUUUUUCUCGUCAGGAAAUAUAUCUGGAGCUGCAUCGAAGUACUCAGAAGCAUUGUCAUUGUGUCCAAUGAGAUCCAAAAAGGAGAGGGUUGUUCUAUAUAGUAAUCGAGCUCAGUGUCAUCUUUUGCUUCAGCAACCCUUGGCUGCCAUAAGUGAUGCUACUCGUGCACUCUGUCUCCAUAAUCCUGUCAAUCGUCAUGCCAAAAGCCUAUGGAGACGAGCACAGGCUUAUGACAUGCUUGGGUUAUCGAAAGAGAGUUUAUUAGAUGCCAUUCUAUUCAUAAAUGAAUGCUCACAGUCAAAUGAUCCUGAUCUCUCACUGAGGCAAAAUAAAGUUCCUGAUUAUGCUGAACGCUUGGUUAAGAAGCAGAUGCGUGCUGCUUGGUUAUUUAGAGAGGCAGCUAUCAAACAUGGAGGUGUUCAUAGUCAGGGUAAUCGUGGUGACCUCUAUGGCCCAGAGACUGAUGAUUCUGAAUGGGAGACAGCAAGUGAAAGUGAUGUGGAAAAUGAUAGAAGGGAUGAUGAUAUUGAUGAGGACGAUGAUGGUGAUGAAAGGAAGGAUAAAUAUGAUAAACCUUCAGUAUGAGGCAAAAUUCUCUUGCAUCUGCAAAUAACCGUGCCAUUUCGCGGAUGUUACAUGAUCAUUGUCUUUUUUGAGUGGAAAGAGAUGUCAUUAAGGUCAGAAAAUUACAAAAGAAGAACCAAGAAAAGCCAGAGGUUACAUGAUCAUUACUCCAAACAAAUUGCAAGGUCAGGGGAGAGCGGGUCUUACUGGGCGAACAAACAAAUUGCAAACCAAGUCCGCUCUUUCCAUAGAUUGAUUCUUCCUACUGCCCCAAACAAUUUAUUCAAUGGACAAUUCUUCCUCGCAAGGUGCACAAACUGAUACCCACAAUUUUUUCACUUUUGGUCAAGUUCAACAUCGACCCCCCAAAUUUUAGAGCCUUGUUAAAUCCCAUAUUCGUUUAGUUUCCGAUUGAUUCGGCAUGCCGUAUCUUUUUUUUUUUUUUGGUCAUAGGAUGUAAAUGAAUAGCUAUCGUUGCAACAAAACGAGUGAUGGCAUCUUACGUUUGAAAUCUGUUGAUUUAUGGAGCGAAGUUCUUUGCACUUGAGCGAGAGACACUAGAUGGUUUUGAGAUCCCUUCCCUUUGACGAUAUGAUUCCUAUCACUGGUUUCGUCAUGCGUCCGGCUGCACAAAAAACUCUGUUCCAAUCAGUUUCUUGUCAUGUUGAAAAGCAGAAUUACAUAUUGGUCCCACUUAAGAAAAUUAAUUAAUAGUAAUUGACCAAUAUAGUCCAUUAGUCCUUACUACCUACAAAUAUUUAGGCUUGAUAUGUAAAUUAAAAUUUGACUUAUAAAUGACAUCGAAGAAAUAAUUCUGUCUUUAUUUA
This is a messenger RNA of Neltuma alba, 2954 nucleotides long. RefSeq lists its product as uncharacterized. Gene Ontology annotation, molecular function: protein binding. NCBI's taxonomy places the organism in Eukaryota, Viridiplantae, Streptophyta, Magnoliopsida, Fabales, Fabaceae. The transcript is spliced from 4 exons. The record is from RefSeq and is a predicted model, not a curated record. The coding region runs from base 322 to 2148 and encodes 608 amino acids.